UUUACUGUUGUAUUUGCCAAUAAGAGUAAUAUCAGGAAGAUAUAACUUAAUAAAAGGUUGGUAUAGCUAUUAAAAAAUAAUACUGUAUAUCAAUGUGUCUUAAUUUCGUAUGUUGUUGAUAACCAAGACAUUGACCCCAUUCUAGCUUUAUCGCGCUAUGAAGCUUUUAUGUUGUUGUUUCAUCAUGAGUGUCCCAUUAUGGGGGAUAAAAGAGACAUCCAGAUUUCACUAUAUUAUGUAUAUAUUCUAUUAUCCGUAAUUGUAGCCAUGCCGAAAAGCAAAAAGAAGACAAGUAAACCAGUGGUAGAGGAACAAACGUGUAUAAUACACUUGGCAUCUAUUACGAUAAAGGAUACCUUCACGUAUGUAAACGAGGAGCGGUACCGACGAUUGUGCGAGAUACGUGACAUAAGAAACGACUUCCCAGAUGAUUUUCCUUAUAAGUUUAAAGACAUCUGUCAAAAUAUUCCUGAAUUUUUUGACAGCACUAUCCAUGGAUAUCAUCGUGCUUGCUACACAAAAUUUUCAGCUCAUCUGAAACGACCAACUGACGAGAAAAGUUCAGACGGUACAAAGCGUUCGAGACGAAAAAUUAGUGCUUCGAAAAGUCAAAUCUUAUUCUCUCACCAUGAAUGCAUUUUUAAGUAUUCAUCAAUUUCUGAAUACCGAUGUUUAUCAGAGAAAAGGAGAUCGACCGUCAGCAGAGGUAUCACAUAUGUAAUGUUAAGUGUAUUCAAUCAUGGAGGAGGCCACACAGUACAAACUGCUGCGGAAGAAAGGCACGACGAAGAAGCUCUGUAUCAGAAUCGCAGCAGAUCUAUCGUCCAGAAAAUCUACGGAUGCUGCCAAUUUUUUUAAUGCCCAAGAUUGCUGAAGAGCAUACAGAUUUCACUUGGCUUUUCAUUAAAAGUGAUGAAUCAAACUUAACACCCAAGUUUUGGACUUCAGCAGACACAUUCAUCAACGAG
Molecule: messenger RNA, 968 nt
Organism: Anneissia japonica
Lineage: Eukaryota; Metazoa; Echinodermata; Crinoidea; Comatulida; Comatulidae
Exons: 2
Coding region: 169-858 (229 amino acids)
Source: RefSeq, a predicted model, not a curated record